UGGUCUUCCUCUCAGAGAGUGUCAGCAAAUACAUCGGCAUGACACAGCUGGAGCUGCUUGGACAGAGCGUGUAUGAGUUUGUUCAUCCCUGUGACCAAGAAGAAUUGCGAGACAUCCUCGCCACAAGACCUGGUGUUUCAAAGAAAAAGACAGAGAUGUUGACCAAACAUAAUUUUUUCCUUCGGAUGAAGAGCACACUCACCCACACAGGAAGAACAGUUAAUAUCAAGUCUGCAACCUGGAAGGUCCUUCAUUGCACAGGACACAUGCAGACGUUCAGCGGCGAUGAUGAGAACUCGCCCCCUGCUGGCAGCUUCCUGACUUUGCUGUGCGAACCCAUUCCUCACCCCUCCAGCGUUGAAUUCCCACUAGACAGCAGCACCUUCCUCACACGCCAUAACAUGGACCUGACUUUCACACAAUGUGACGGACGAGUCACUGAGCUUGUUGGAUACCAACCCGAAGAUCUGAUUGGCCGGUCUGCCUAUGAGUUUUAUCACACCCUUGAUUUUGAUCACGUGACCAGGAGUUUACACAUCUUGUUCUCCAAGGGCCAGGUGUGCACCAGCCAUUACCGCUUUCUGGCUAAGAAUGGAGGAUUUGUCUGGACUGAGACUCAAGCCACUGUCCUCUACAACAGCAGGACCUCUCAACCCGAGGCUGUGGUCUGCCUCAACUUUAUCCUCAGUGGUGUGGAAGAGGCAGAUGUUGUGUUCUCACUAGAACAGACCUGUGAGAAACCAAAGCCCAGAGCUGAGAAGCUGAGCGUGCUGGAGGAGGAGAAGGACUCCGACAUGGAGGAGGAGAGCAACACUGCGAAGCUCUUCCUCCAGAUGAAGGAGAACCCAGAAGAGUUACUGCAGCUGGCACCUCACUCUGGAGACACUAUCAUUUCCCUAACAGAGUGUGUGGAGUUGUCCUUCUGCUGUCCACCGAGUCCCAACAUUCUCCCAGAAAGCCCUCAGGACCUCUGUACGCCUGAACUCCGCAAGCUCCUCUCUCCAAUAUUCGACAGGCCCACCAAAUCUCCACCCGUUGCGAGCCCCGCUGAAGAGCUGCCCAUGGAGACGGAAGGGGUGGAGAAGUUCUUCGCCCUCAAACCGGAGGAGAGCAUAACUCUGAAAGGACAGUCAGAGGCUAUGGAUGAGCUUGAUUUGGACAUGUUGGCUCCAUAUAUCUCCAUGGAUGAUGACUUCCAGUUGACCUUCCUGCCCCAGAGUGAAACGGCUGCACCUUCAGAUAUGCUGACCAACACUUCAAGGAAACGAGGUUUGGAAGAUGAGGAGGAAGAUGACAUUCCCAUUCUGGCUGCCAAAUGGGAGAAGAAACCGAAGAGCGGCUCCAUAGAGGAACAGCUUCUGCUCAGCCACACAUUACUGAAUACCUUAUUCGACGAUGGUUCGGAAGAAUUUGAACCGCCACCUCAAAAGCGAAGUCAGCUCUUGACCGACAGGGACCCGUUGCUGGGUGGAGCCCAAGCGUUGUGUGACACAGCAACUCUCAUGAGGGACACCUUCCUGUCGCGCCCGCCUGACUUGAUGAGGCCUGUUGCUGAAACAAUGCCCUCCCUUACUUGAAGAGAAAACAAUGUGGACGAGUCAUCAGCAAUUACAGUGACCGUUAUCAAAGAGGGUUAUGAAAACCCUUUCCACGCUCCGCAUGUAUCAACAUAACGUAUUUCAGAGAGUGACCUUUUACGCACAAAACACAGGAAGGACAAUUGGCCUAAACACUCUGUCCAUUAUAUGUCAAAUAUUUUUAUUAUUAUUAUUUUAAUUUGUUUUUGCCCAAAUACUAUAACCAAGAGUAGUCAAAAUAGACUUUAGUUAGUAGAAUUAGUAUAAUAUAGUGAUUGGUAAUGAGUUCUCAGCAGACAUUUCUAAAAAAAAAUAAUGGUGCUCUGAUCUCCCCUUGUUUUCUGCCGUUCAGUCCGAGUUCGUCCAAAGCACAAAUGUGGCCAAAGGGUGUUUGAAAUCGAAGAUAAACUGGUCAGGAUAUGUUAGAAAUAGUGUUAACAUGCUGUUCUACCACUUGUAGCCUUAAUCUAAACCUAUAAUAUCAACUUCAAGCAUAACCUCACUUGACUGUAAGUUUAUCUGAAAGAAGCUUGACGAGAGGAUUUCUUACAGCGGUUCUGUCUAGAAUCAUGGGUUAGAGCAGUUUAAGGGCUGACUUUGAGUGGAUGUGAUCAUGCUUUUGAGUUCAUAGAUUAUUCACUGAGGCCAUAGCUGACAAACGCAACAAAUAAUCUAUUGGUGAUCAUCUUUUUAUAAAGCAUUUUAUAUACUUUUGCAAUUACAGCUUGUAAGUCAAUCUAUACUUAUGUGUCUUUGGUGUUUAAUUACAACCCUGUGUCACUUCCAGUAUGUUGAAUGAUCUGUAAUGGUUUUCAAAGAGGCUAUGGUGUUGACGCUGCAGUCGUAUUGACUGAAAACCUUGUCUGAUGUCUUUUUGAAUCCUAAGAUUGAGAUGCUAACACGACAAAUGUGCUAAUCAGUUGGAUGAAAGUGGUUGCAGCAAGCGAUCGCCUUUAGUUUUGUCGUUUGUUGAUGUUUCUAGACUAUCUUUUAUGCAGCAGAGGCAGUUUUUUUAAAUUGUGGCAUACAGGAUUAGGUGUGGUGCUUUUUUUCAGUUGACUGUGAAUCAGAUAUAUUCCCUUGAUUUCUGUAGCUAGUACAGACGUGACUCAAGGGGCCUUAUUCAAAUAGUGUCCGAUAAGACACAUGCCUUUCUCAUAUGGAUAAAAGCUCUUCAGAUAUCUUAGACUGUAUUUUUUAUUUAAUUUUUUUUAUUUUUUAUAUUACCUUGUGUAUUUUUGCAUCAUUUAUUUCCAAUGUACUUAUACCUUGUAUUGACUGGUAAAGAAAUAAAACAUUUUAAAUGCAA
Molecule: messenger RNA, 2886 nt
Organism: Sinocyclocheilus anshuiensis
Lineage: Eukaryota; Metazoa; Chordata; Actinopteri; Cypriniformes; Cyprinidae
Product: hypoxia-inducible factor 1-alpha-like
Exons: 13
Coding region: 39-1577 (512 amino acids)
Biological process (GO): cellular response to hypoxia; regulation of transcription by RNA polymerase II
Molecular function (GO): RNA polymerase II transcription regulatory region sequence-specific DNA binding; DNA-binding transcription factor activity, RNA polymerase II-specific
Source: RefSeq, a predicted model, not a curated record